UGGAUUCCAAACUCUUGCGAAGUCCCAAACCUUGCGGAUGCUUGCUCUUACUGUUCUUUUCAACCGGCGAACGUGUCACGUUUCGGGUUGAAAACCGGGAAGUUUAUCAACGUUCCGCUUGCAAGUUGAUGGCAUGAAACGGAGUUUUUUUAUAAACUUGCGGAGUUUAUAUUUCCUGCAGUUUUUUUUUCUUUGACUUUCUGUGAAGAUCUAUUUUUCGAUUUGCGUAGACUUGUUUAUUGUUUUUGCCAUGAUCGUUACUAAGCUUUUGAGUUUCUGAAAGUGCAGAAAAUUCUCGUGAAAGAUUUAUUGACAAUUUUGGUGAUUGAACCCAAUUUGUUUAUCGUUAAACAGCACCUGUGAAAGAUAAACUGCAAGAAAAGUGCACAAGUUUGUAUUUUGAAGUAGAAACUGUUCAGAAUCAGAAAAGAAAUCUGUACUUAUUCUGAUAAAUUUUCAUUUGUUUUUGAAAGAUAUAUACUUCGAAUUUUAAAAAGGUAUCGUGUUUGAAAACGAUAGAUGUAUAAUAUUUCUUUUUAUCUCUAAUCCUGAUAUUCAAUUGAAAAAAAAUUAUGAAUAAUUUUUGAUGAAAGUAGGCAAAACAAUAUGCAUAAAAAAUGAAAAGUUUUCGUUGCUUUUUUCUGCAUCUAUAGAAUUAUACACAUAAAUCGACAAUUUAAAACUGUAUAAAUUAUCAAUAUGAAGAAAAUGUCGCUUAUAAAAGUUUUAAAGUUUUGAAUAACUCUGGUCAGAGUGCGUAUUGUUUGUGAAAUCUAUUCCAUUUCUUGCAAAAGAUAUAAAACUGAAAUUUUGUGCUUUGAAGAAUCAGUCAAAGCGAAACGUGCAAAUCCAAGAAACUUUUUCUUGAAACACCUGAAUCAUAUUUUGGCAAGGAUACAAGGUAUCUGUUGUGCAACUUUUGACAGAGGUAAGCAUUUCAGCUUAUUAUUUAACUGCAGCAUUUUAUUUUGAUGAGGACGAUUCUGGUUACUCUCAAUACCCGCAAGUGAUGAAUAUGACUCAUCUAUCAUUCAAAGACUUUUUAAUUGGGAAACAGAAUCUCUACGAUGGCGACUCCUAAAGAGCUAACCCGAUCCCGAGAAGGUAUGAGCUCUGUACAAGCUUCUACAACCUCUCAGGAAUGGGCUGGAGGUCAGGUUCGAACAUCCCUCGUCGACAACUCUUCUCUCUCACCCCACCAGAGUUCUUCCGUCUAUAGAAUAGGCAUCUAUGGAUGGAGAAAACGAUGCUUGUAUUUCUUAGUGAUCAUUCUCUUUUCUAUGGUGAUCAUCAACUUAGCCUUAACCAUCUGGAUCAUCAGAGUCAUGGAUUUUUCCAUCAAUGGCAUGGGCCGAUUGCGCAUAUUCAGAGAUGGUAUAAGGCUGGAAGGUCGCUCUCAUUUUCUACACACAAUAUACGCUGCAAAAAUCCAAUCCAGAAGGGAUCAAGAUCUGAAAUUAGAAUCUUCCAGAAACAUUACUAUAAACGCCCGGAACAAGGAAGGAAAGAUUACCAAUAGGCUUACUCUAGGCCCCACUUCUAUGACGUCAUUUGCGGAAAAAUUUACGAUCAAGAACCGAAAAGGAGAAACUCUUUUUCAAGCAGACGAUAAGGAAGUUGUGAUUUCUACCGAACGGCUCAGAGUGACAGGCUCCGGUGGUAUACGCUUUCAAGGAUCAGUCCAGACACCCCUUGUCACAGCAGAGCCGUUCCAACAACUACGCUUGGAAUCCCCGACAAGGACGCUUAAUGUGAAAGCUCCGGAAGGUAUUGGUAUCGAAUCUAGAGCCGGGGACAUCAGCGCUUCUUGCCUGAAAGACUUGAAGCUUACAUCUAAAGAAGGCUCGAUUUGGUUGGAUUCAGAAAGGGUGGAACUGAGAAAUUUGAAAACGGCCAUACCUACUACCAGAGGACGUUCUUACCCUGGAAUAUAUCAACUUUGUGCUUGCGAGAAUGGACGUCUGUUUCUGGCGCCACCAGAAAAAGCAUGCCAAGCUGAUAAUAUAGUCUGCAGAGAAAGGGAUAGGGAUUGAGACAUUUAUGUGUAUUUCAACGGGAAACAGGAAGCACCACAACCAAGUACGGGUGUGCAUAUGUGUGUGUUUAAAAGUGAAUUCAAGAUAUCACAUAUCUAAUGUUUCAGAUCACUUCUUCUUCAUUCAAAUGAAGAGCAACGUCUUAAAUUGUUUGAUUUGUUGUAUUUGACGUCCAUUUUGUGUAGAAAAUGUUUAUUUGCUCACAGUGGCGGAUUUCCUACUAUGGCAGUUGCUUCGAGCUACUAGGCUAAGAGGUGACCAAAACUUGCCGAUUGAAAAAAUGUUUAGUCUAGUUGCCAAAUAAAUAAAAAUUUAUAAAUUCUAUGAAUUAUAAUUAAAAUUUUCUGUUUUUCAAUACAAUUAUUGCAUUAUAUUACGAUCAAAUAUAAUUGUUACGUCUGCUUAGUUAUUACAGCAUUUAUAUCACGAUUCUCCUUAAAUAAUAUAGCAUACGAACGCAGAUGGCGCUUAAAUAUGAAUCACAAUAAAUAUAUACAUAUAUAAGGGCGGAUUAAAUGUAAACGAAACAGAUGCCGCAGAAUGAAAUGGCAUAAUUUAUUUUUAAAAAUAAUCGCCACAUUUACACAAGCACUUGUCCUACUGGUUCACUAAGUGGUGGUACCUUGUUCACAGAAGUCGUUUGACUGCGAUUGUACGCAAUUUUGAACAAUAACCAUGAUUUUGUUGACCGAAUUAAAAAGGGGACGUUUCAAUAUCUUUUUCAGAAAAAAAAACAUUUGAAAAUCGUAUGUUAAAAGAUCGGAACUAUAUGAUAGUCGUUCCAACAUUGUUCGCCAAAGCAUCGCCAUCUUGCUUAGUGUGCGAGUGGCUAUGCAUUGUCUUGGAGCAAAGCGGCUCCAGUGAAUACGGAAAUACUUGCACCAUUUCUGCACAUGAAUCAAUGACAGUGAACUUUCUCCGUACACUUCUUCAUCCAUCAAUGCGAUUCUCAAAAUCCAAUACCUUCUGCCACUAAAACAAAUAGUGUCCAUGACUUUGCUGUCUGAAUUAGAAAGGCGACAUUUAAAUAUCUUUUUCAGAGGAAGAAGCAUUUGAAAGUCACAUGUUGAAAGAUCGGAACUAUAUGGUGGGUGCUUCAACAUUGUCCUCCAAAGCUUCGUCGUCUUCCUUAGUGUGUGAAUGUCCAUGUAUUAUCAUGGAAUAAAACAACUCCAGCGGAUGCGUAAACGAGCCAAUGACAGUGAGCGUUCUCCAUACACUUCUUAAUUCAUCAGUGCAAUUCUCAAAAUCCAACAUCCUUUGCCAAUAAAAACAGUGUCCAUGACUUUGCUGUACGAAUUAGAAAGGCGACAUUUAAAUGACUUUCUCAGAGGAAGAAACAUUUGAAAGUCACUUGUUGAACGAUCUGGACUAUAUGAUAGCGAGGCGCCAUGUAUUGAAAUGGAGCAGAACCACUCCAGCGAAUGUAGAAUCGCUUCCACCAGUUCUGCACAUGAGUCAAUGACAGUGAAUUUUCUCCAGUGAAUGGCAGUGAAUCCACCGAUGCCUUUCUCCAACUCCAACAACUUUUUCCACAAGAAAUAACUUCUGAAUAAUAUCACGUCUCUGUUCUUUAAUGCAAGAUAAUACAGACACUGUUGAAAUGCAGACCGAUUGCUGGACGAACUGCUGGUCUACCACAAAUGCAUGUCAAGUGACCCUGUGCGAUUAUCUAGGGAAAAUCCAUUCUACGGUAAGGAACAUCUUUCUUAUCUACCACUUUACACGCCAUCUAUCGACGCAAUUAUCAAAUUCCAACACCUUCUGCGAUUAAAAAACGGACAUCAUGUAUCUGUUCUUUAAUCACAAGCAUUAUAUAGAUGCUGUUGAAAUGGCAACCGAUUGAUUAAAGGAUGAUACUGUUGGGCUACCAGAAAUACAUAUCAAGUGCGACUAAAGGUCAAAUCCGUUCUUCAGUAGAGGAUAUCUUGCAUAUCUUCCGCUCUACUAUUACACACCAUUUAUGUAAUUUAUCAUAAUUUGGUGUAUUUUUGUGUAAGUAUAGCUGUUGUUCCCUUUUCAUUUGAUCCGCCCUUAUACGUUUUUACCAAGUUACUAAAAUAAAAUAAUAACAGUUUUAUUUAUUUUAAAUUAUGUUGAAAUAUGAAACCAAAAAGGAACCUCAAAAUGAGCUCAGCCUAGGGCUGGGAAAUGCCUAAAUCCGCCACUGUUUUGUCAUUUCUUAAAGAAGGACCGCGAGUCACAAUAAAGGAGAUAAAUGGAAUUUGAAAAGUCAAUCUGCAUGAAAACUUUAAUGCAUGAAUUGUUUUUAUUUCUUUUCUUGUAUGUUUUAAAAUUAAUUGAAGAUGUUCAUAUUUAAUAUGAAGCAAGGUAUAUUAUCUGUUGCUAUUACCAUAAAUACGUGAUUUAUAUUUCUGUGUUGUACUUGACUGUACGCAUGUGUAUUUAUCUAUUAUCAAUGUAAAAAUUGGACAUGAAUUAACAAUUUACUGACUGUUGUGAAGUUGUAGUGAAAACAAUUUAAAGUAAUUCUGCUGUUAAUUAAACUAAAUUUUAAAAAAAAGUUGAAUGUUUUGAAUGUCUCUUGUGAUGUAGUUUUGUUCUUCUAGUAUUGUUGUUUCACCGGUGUCGAAAUAUUUUGUACCAGUUUUUUC
Molecule: messenger RNA, 4651 nt
Organism: Argiope bruennichi
Lineage: Eukaryota; Metazoa; Arthropoda; Arachnida; Araneae; Araneidae
Product: delta-sarcoglycan-like
Exons: 11
Coding region: 1068-2033 (321 amino acids)
Biological process (GO): heart contraction; cardiac muscle tissue development
Cellular component (GO): sarcoglycan complex; sarcolemma
Source: RefSeq, a predicted model, not a curated record